AUGCUGGACGUGACCGACACCCGAUUCUGGACCUCCCUGUUCCAGGCGAUGCGUGCCGGCGCCAUUCGCCUGCCAAUCUCAGAAGGGGGGUGGGGGGUUGAGGGGAAGAACAGGGGAAAGGACAGAGCCGCGCUGGAACCGCAACUAACCGAUUGCCGGAAACACAAUGAGAAAGGAUGCCUUGCCGAGGAUUGUCGUAAUCAGGUAGAUGCCCAGCCCGACCUCGAUGAUGCUGGCCAGGAUGUCGUGGAACUUGCGGAGGCCGAGAGAAAUGCCCUCGACAUCGGUGCUCAUCAAGGUCGCGGCGGCGAGUUCUCUGGCAUUGCGCUGGUCUAUGGCCAGAGUCUUUUUGAAUAUCUCGGACACGAGCACCCCGCGGAGCAGGGUAACCAGCCUAUUGUUGAGGUGGUUGUAGCUGGCGCCGGUGACCUAUGCUCUCGCCGUGAUGGCCCCGAUGAGGCCGUUUCUGACGCUGACCGAAGGGUCGUCCUGGCCAAGGAAGCCGACGAUGCGCCGCAGCAACAGGGGCUGGCUGAAGGUGAAGGCGGUAUACAGCAGGCGCGGGACGAUGACGGCGAGAAAGGGGCCGAGGAGGGUCAGGAGCGCGGAUCGAAGCAGCGCGUAGGACGAGUGCUUAUCUGGCCAGGUGGGCUCGAAGCGGGCGGAGAGGUGCUGGGCGGAAAAGUCGUCGCCCAGGCAGCCCAGGUCGUCGAUGCGCAGGACGGUCCUGAAGCCGAGGAGAAAGGUCGAGUUGAGCCACAGGAACAGCGAGCGGUUCCAGAAGCCGCUGGUGGCCUCCUUGCUCAGGGACCUCCGCAGGGCCAGGUCCUGGAUGUGCGUGCGCUUGGAGAACUCCUGCAGCAGCACGAGGGCCAGCUUGGCGGCGGCGGCGGCGGCGGAGAGGGCGCCGACGGCGUGGAGGUGCGGGCGGAGGAAGAAGGAGCGAGACUUGACGAUGUCGAGGAGGGCCGUCAGGCUGAGGUAGAGGCUGAUGAGGGCCGAGGAGCGGAACGAGUGGCGGUGCUCGAGGCCGACGGCGGCCACGAUGCACAGCGUGCUGAUGCACACGAGGGAGAAGCCGACGAGCGAGGCAUCGGAGCGCGGCGCCGGCAGGCAGCUCCAGAGACUGAGCGUGGCGAUCUGGAGGCCGAGGAGGAGGGUCAAGACUGCCUGGUGGUUUUGCGACGUGUGAGCGGACUGCGGCGAAGCGAGGAAGGGGACGUUCAAAACGGCAUGCUCGAAAAGCAGGGUGAAGUCAAAGUGAGAGGCCAGCUGCGGCCCAAACGUGUCGUCGUCUGCUCCCUGGCGUCCGGCUCCGGCUCCGGCUCCAACUCCAACGCCGACUCCAACUCCAACUGCAACGGCCCUAGACACGAGGUCCAUGGCUCUGCUCUGGAGCUGGGCUGGGCCGGGCUGGGCUGGGCUGAGCUGGACGCUGGACGCUGGACGCUGGACGCUGGACGGGACUGGCCUGGACUGGAACUGGUGGACUAG
Messenger RNA from Metarhizium album ARSEF 1941, 1494 nucleotides. RefSeq lists its product as uncharacterized. The transcript is spliced from 5 exons. The record is from RefSeq and is a predicted model, not a curated record. Bases 1 to 1494 code for a protein of 497 amino acids. NCBI's taxonomy places the organism in Eukaryota, Fungi, Ascomycota, Sordariomycetes, Hypocreales, Clavicipitaceae.